Exophiala oligosperma is the source of this 3796-nucleotide messenger RNA. RefSeq lists its product as uncharacterized. NCBI's taxonomy places the organism in Eukaryota, Fungi, Ascomycota, Eurotiomycetes, Chaetothyriales, Herpotrichiellaceae. Gene Ontology annotation, molecular function: hydrolase activity. The coding region runs from base 337 to 924 and encodes 195 amino acids. The transcript has a single exon. The record is from RefSeq and is a predicted model, not a curated record.
CCUCACCGCGACCGUGGGCACUGUUUACGACCACUCAACUCCCUUCCACGCCAAUGGCUUCGGGCUUGGAUUGCCGUCUACUCCGCCAUGGACCUACGUGCAGUGCAGUGAGUCGUUGCGGACAGAUUUCCUGACUGCGGAUGACGUUGUUUUUUGCAUUCAGAUCGCAGCUUGCACCUCAGGUGGCCCAGAGUGUCUUGAAUCUUCAAUGUGGCUCGAUGCUCAUUUGCAACCUGGCUGUUACCUAGGAAGGUAUUCUACAGAUCUAGAUUUCCACCUCCAUGUUGGGGAUAUUCCUCAACGAGUGUUUUGAAGAGCACUUAUUCCACACUCACGAUGUCGGGAAUUCGGGAGCCACUGCUUCCACCCCACGACUUCAGAAUCGACCCAUCAGCUUCACCCUUCACUGACUCGCAAGCAGCUUAUCUGUCAAAGCACCCUGACCCUCAAUACGACUACAUCGCCACCGGCGCUCUCGUCUUUGACACCUCGGAGAAUCCCUCGCUACCUCGCAUCUUGCUGAUUCAACGCUCGCCUGACGACAGCAUGCCGGAUCGCUGGGAACUUCCGGGCGGAGGCUGCGAGGACGAGGAUGAAAGUAUACUGCAUACCGUCGCGAGGGAGCUAUGGGAGGAGGCGGGUCUCAGGGCAAAGAGUAUAUCGCGUCCAGUUGGCAAAGCGCACAUUUUUUCCAGCCGUUCGGGAAAGAAGAUAUGCAAGUUCAAUUUUCCGGUCGAGGCGGCAAAGGACCGUCAAGGCCGCCUCGAUGUAAGGUUGAAUCCGAACGAGCAUCAGCGAUACGUCUGGGCAACCGAAGAGGAAGUAAGGGCCAGGCAAUCCGGAGGAAUGGAGCUAUCGUUUACAUUCGAAGAAUUGGAGCACACCAUCAUCGAAGCGUUUCAGGAAACUCAGAAGUGGGAAUGAAUACAAAGUUGAAAUCAUCUCUGGAGAAAAGCAUCAGGUUUCUUGGUUUACACGCACUGUCCAUCCAGCUUCAGACAAUCUCAAACGUUUCUUGGGGAAUGAGGCCUUGACGAAGCAUCUCCAUCGCCUCUCCAUCCAUCAAGCCAUGCACAUAACACUCUCCCACGAGAAGGUAGUGGGAGUUCCAAGGCCGCAGGCAAAAUGGCAUCUUUCCCCCAAAGAGGACGCAAAUAAUGUCCGUCUCCUCCAUGACCUCCGGCCCCAAGACGUAAUAGCCACUGUCGGUUCUCGCAAACUUUCGAUUCUUCGAGGCUCCGUUGGCUGCUCGACUCCACUGCUCUCCUUCGUGAUGCUCGUCACCCUUUGCCGCCUCCUCGGCAAGCCGAUGGAGCUUCGGGCACGACGAACAUGAACUCAAAUCAAAGACCUUUGCCAGGUACGCUGCUUGUUGUUCCAGCCACCUGCUGCAGGGAAUGUCUCGAUAUGCCUUGCCUUCCCGGCCGGCAAUUUGCACGCAGCCAUUGCUCAACGUCUGCAUCAGAGCGAAAAGUGCUUCUUGACCGUUUGGGUACCUCACGCUAAGGUCGAACUGGCCGCCCUGGUCACAACCCUCACGCCACAGGUAGUCUAUCGCCAGCUCAGCCUCCUCCCGGACUGGCUCCUCCCGAACUGGUCUCGGGUGGAAUUCCUUGGCCCUGAGUAACCGACUGCACCAUUUCACCCUAUCAAAAAUGACCCCACCGAUUUUGAGGAUCGGUUUGUCUCUCAUAAUGUCAAUCUCCGGCGAUGAAGUGCCGUGGGCGCGAUGGGGGACAAUGGGCUCGGAGAGAAUGAACGACUGAUUGGACCUUCUCCAGUCUGGCACCCAAGUCGGUAAUUUGUCGUCGUUGUCGGCAGUCCUAGCUGUCUCAUGGACGUCGCUCUCAUCAUCCCUGGUCUUUGCCGAUGGCAGGCUCUUGUGCUGCACAGCUGCCAGUGCGAUCAGAGCAGAUCCGGUCGCUUCGUCAUUCUCACCGAGCAAUGAGCGUUUCGCAACAUCGGUGUACACCUCGGCCACCGACUUGUCGUACUUCGCCUCGAGCAUGGCGAGUUGCUGGUUCUUGCCACGAACAGAGUAAUGGCCCAACCAUGCAAAUACGCGGUCCAGUGCGUCUGUGAGCUGAAGACCGCGGGCUCGAUGGAGUUCGUAAAUGAAGUUGAAGCGGUUCGCAUGGUAGCUCUUCUGGUCCGGUUCGAUGAACCGUUGGAACACGUACUUGAUGUCCGAGGUGCGAAUGUUGAGCUUGCUUCGAAGAUGGUGAAAGUCAGUCAACCUCUCGCAAACCCCGUGCAGGGUCUCCCAGUCUAUCUCCGACCCUCCCCAGAACAUGGUGGCGGGAGCUUUGGUACCUAUCUCCUGAACGAUCCACCCUCGUUUAAACUGGGAAGAGAUCAAUGGUUUGUCAGGUGCCUGGUUCUGUUUGACAUUUCAUCAUCUCAAAACCUACCCAAGGAAGAUCGGUCAAGCAAUCGAGGGCUCUCCCCUCUUUUUCGAUCUGAUUCUCGAGACCCUUCACAUACUCUACACUCGGCUUCGAGUGUUUCUCCUGGUGUUUGUUGAGCGCCUCAUCUAGCCUGUGAAUCAGGUCAAAUGCCUUGGCCGCAAGAUUUUCUUCAUCCAGACCAAGCCAUACCAAGACAUGGUCCGCGUUUUUGUAAAUCAUGUUCAUGAAUUUGACCUGCUGGCUUCUCUCGGCUCGAUCUUUUUGGUUGAUGCAAAUUUGGUCGGCCCAGACACGUCGUGACUUUUUCGGGUCUCGAAUACGCUUGAGCGCUUCGUACAGGCUCGUGGUGAUCUCAAGCUCGGCCGUACCAAGAAAGAUGCUGUGUCUGGCGUUUGGGUCACCCCAAACAUAGGACAAAGCCUGGUAGACCCCGGCAGAUUCGAGAUGGGCGAAAUCGAGCGCGCCAAUGAGUGGAUCUUUGGGUCCCCCAGGCUGAAGGGUCAGAACUCUGAUGGACUGAUCGUCAGGCAGACAGAGGGAGGUGUAGGGGUUGGCCUGUUCCUCCCUCCCUUUGCUUGUGGCUUUGCCUGCCAUGUUCGAAGUCCUCUCAAGAUGGAGAAGAGGGUGUUUUGUUUGCAACAAAUGCUUUCAUCUAUGGGACUAUUUUGGGGGAAGAUCCACCUGAGAAAGACGGUCUGAGACUGAGAGAUCAGUGUCUUGCACGACAUAGGGCAUUGCAAGGUAGAUAUAGCCGCCCCCGACCACCAGACGACUGAUGAGGCGUCUUUCGUGCAAAGGAGCGGACGUGAUCGUUCGCCUCGCUAUCAGCCACUCCGCAAGCCAUACUGUCUCGCAACCAAUCGCUUUCCCGGGAGGCUGCCUGCCCAAAUCUCCUCGCGCCCUUUUGUUUUGCCAGGGCCUGUCUCGGAGCUUUACGUGCGCGCACACGGAUCGCUGUAAACCAUAGACUAUACAAAGGCAUUUUCUCACUAGACACGGUUGAAAGAGCGGAUGCUCUUCUCUAUAACUCAAUUGUCAUGCUAUCCUCCUCGGUUACGAGCAGGUAAUCAGAGGCUGUUCAUUUUUGCGGAGGAUAUCUUCUCAGCCUUACUGGUAAGGCUUGACAUGGGCUGGUUUUGGCCCCUGUAUAGGUAGAGUUCAACCCACACCUCGAGCCCAGCCCAGUCCAUGUCUCAAGCCCGUAGGGUUUAGCUCAGCCGGCCCAUGUCAAAGCCUACUCACUAAAGGUGACCGUGUUGGUGGCAGCAUGUUUGUGCGCCGUGUGUCCACAGGUCGGCUUGUGACUGGACAGCUGAGGUUAACACGUCACCGGGUGCAUUUUAUCGACCCAAGUCCGGAUUGAAAUGAGUCUCAGCUGAUUCCCCCCC